Molecule: messenger RNA, 6198 nt
Organism: Paralichthys olivaceus (Japanese flounder)
Lineage: Eukaryota; Metazoa; Chordata; Actinopteri; Pleuronectiformes; Paralichthyidae
Gene: ccser2a
Product: coiled-coil serine-rich protein 2a
Biological process (GO): microtubule bundle formation
Cellular component (GO): microtubule cytoskeleton
Molecular function (GO): microtubule binding
Source: RefSeq, a predicted model, not a curated record
UCUUCACGGGAGGAUUUCACAUCUUCGUCUCGCUCGGCUCGAUGUAAACUCCUCGAUAGUUUGUUAAAUCUCCUCGUGUGUUUCCGGACAGGCUCGGUGUUGACAUGGAGGCGGGAGCUCGGCGGUGACACAGGAGCUCCGGUUAGCGACAUUUCUCUCCAACGUCAAACUGGAAUAUACGUCACGAAAAGACGUGAAAGUCUCUCACACCGGGGUUCUCUCCCGGUCGGUUGUUUCCCGUUAGCUCGGCUCCGUCGGUGGCUCUGUGGAUUAGUGAGUGAAGAAAAGUGAAUGACAACAUGCUGCCAUCGUCAAACCGCUGGACUCAUCACAGAGACUUUCUGCAAACAGCGUGACACAGUUGUAUGUGAUUCCAUGCUCCUUAAUGCCAUUGUUGGCAUCUAAUGGAAGAAAAAGCAUCGAUCAGGUCCACCAUGGUAUCUAGAUUGCCCAAGUUUGGUGGACGCCCAACCACUAAUGGUGCUAAUCCCUUGUCCAAUGGUUCUACCCAGCCAACAACCCCUACCCAGUGUGGUAAGAGCACUCCCCCAGCAGCAGAGCCAAACAGUCUGAUCCGUGCCUCUCCUUUUUCCUUGAAAUGGAAGAGAGAUGAUAGGACGACCAUCUCCAGCUCCACCAGCUCUGGGGACAGAGAUGAAGACAAGAUUCAGACACAGCGUCCCUCGUUGGCAAAAGAGGUAAAGAGCGGGACUCAGGGGACUCCCAAGAUUCGAAGGUCAGGUACUUUGAUGGUUGCUGUGUCUAGCCCCAAGGCAAUUCCUAAGCAAUCUUCUAAGAUGAGUCCGAAAGUAGGAACCAAGCUAGGCAAAAGCCCAAUAAACGGAGGUCCUAAAAAUGGUCUCACUGGCUCCAGUAUUCCUGGGUCAGAUUUGCGCCUUGUGCGGCCAAGGUUAGGCUCUAGCACUCCCAGAAGCAGCUCCCAAGACAGUCUGUCCCAGUCCAGCGACAGCCUGAAGACCUUGGCACUGGACAACAUGGUGCGUUCAAAUAGCUUCACUCACUUCAAGCAGAUUCCCUCUCCUACAACCCAAUCAAUGACACGGUCCUUCUCCUUUAACCGAGCUGUGGAGCUCGCCAAGCCUCUGGCCAACACCCAGCUCCGACCUCCUCGCAGUACUUUCCUCAAACCCCCUCAGCUGAGCAAUGGAAGAGUUGGUUUAGGACUUGGAGGCCUGAAUGGUAGCCUGGGAGGUUCAGGGAGUCUAGAUGGAGGACUGCAGUACAUCAGAACUCCUCCUGCUGCCUCCUCUCUGCCUACCUUGUCUAUCCCGUCAACACCCUCUACUCCCAGUGCUCUGAAGAAGCCUCUGUUCCCCAGUUGUGUGCUGACCAAGUCACUGGGCAGCAGUGUGGGGACUCUGGGUUACAAGCUAGCUCGAUCUGGGCAGGCCAAGCAGCAGAAGCCUCUUUUUCCAGGUAAAGUCAAGGGGGAUAUCAGAACUUCUGCUGCCCCUGAGUGUGGAGAGUCAUUAGACAUAGAGCCACAUGGUGAGGCUGAAAAAGACUCUCACAGUGACAGUGAUGGAAGCUCUGGAGAUAGAGGGGCCAACGGAGCAGGAAAUGGUGUGGACAUGCAAAGCUCGUGCCAGGCUGCAGGGGAGACUCUGGAGGACAUGUCCUUAUCUUCCGCCUCAUCUCUAGACAGAGGAGACACCAGUGAAGAGUUUUUAGAUGACGAUAGUAUGGGAGAUGUGCUCAGUGAUGGGGACAUGACUGACUACAGGACAGCUGGCACCACUACCCAAACCCGUCUAGACAGCUUUCUCAACGAGACCAUUGACUGGGACAGUAUGGAUCUGGAAGAACAUAAAGAAGAAAGCCCUAUGGAGGACUCCCAGGGACCACUAGUCUUGUCUCCAGAGCAAGGUGAUGUCCCCCAGGCCUCAUCUGUUGAGCUGUCACCAUCCAACAGCUCUGGUGGAACUUACAUGUGGGACGAGGAGGGUCUUGAGCCUCUUGGGGGACCCGGGACUCAUCCAUUAGACAGCUAUGAUAAUUCAGAGCUCAACAGCAUGGAUAUCCUGAACAACCUGGACCCUCGGGGAACUGGAGAGCUGGCUGAUGAUGACCUCAUGCUUGAUGUGGACCUGCCAGAGGAUGGCUUACAUGACGUUGGCAGGAUGUCUCACAUCGAGCGCUCGGAGAGGGCCGGUCGGCAGGGGCAGCGGCGUAAACACCACCGCUGGAGUGGACCAGAUCACUUCCACAGUGACAGCAGGGCCCACGUCUUCCAGCACUAUGAUGGACUCAAGUCGUCCAGGAUCUCCUCACGUCCCUCCCUCUCUGAAGGCAGGCAGCAUGGCUACAUGGCGAUGCUGGAUGAACUCACAGUCGAACACAUGAAUCAAGAUUGUAGCUCGCUGAAGAACCAGCUGCUCCGGCUCAAAACUUUAUUACAGCUUGAGGACACAGAUUCUCCUGCAGAUGCACCUGAGGAGAUUGAAGACAGUCCCACUGCAUCACAGUUGGUAGAGCUGAUUAAGGAAGUGCAGGAGCUCAGAGAGGAGCUGAGGAGUCGAGACAAGACCAUCGCUCAGCUCACGUUGCAGUGUCAACAGCUGCAACAACAACAACUGCGGGAACAAAUGGCUGUUCAAGGACGUCAGGCCAGGUGUCAGUGCCACCACCAGAGGGCUCCCGCUUCACUACGACAGAGCGACAGGCAGACGGACAAACGGACACAGCAUCACUAUGACAAGGCCACCCAGACGUACUGGAGACCCCCCAGCCAUGCUCCUCAAAUACUACAGCCUUCCAACCACUGCCUCAACGAGCACCUCCACCAGGGAAGAAUAGUAAAAACUCCCCCCACCGAGGGCCACAGUGAUCUCACAAGGAGUAGAUCAGUGGAAGGAACCUGUAUAGAUGCUGAUCGUCGCCUUCAAGGCCUUAGGGCAGAUGUGACUGGCCCAGUGUACCACGACAAGCGGAGUCAUCUCCUCAGCAACCACCUACACUGCCCGGGCUCUGGGGCUCCACGGGGGGUAACUGCUAGAGACAGUCCAACAUCAGAAGCUCUGUCUGCUGGACAGCAUGAGGGUAGAGCCCCCACUGUGAUGCUGCAGAGCUCCGUCACUCCUAGAUCUGCUGGUCCCACUUACCCUCGCCUGCUGCAGCCUCCUCGUCUUCACAAGCGCGUGUCUCUCCCUGCACUCAAGCCAGGGGGCGCUGGUGGCUUUGCCUCUUUGAAGCUAGGGUCUUCCUUAGGGCCACUGGCCAAGCAGCUGCCCCCUCCCUCUAGAGGCCUUCCCUGCUUUAGCGCUGGACCCCAGGUGCCGGCUCCAAGUCUCCGUCGCACUUCACUGCUUCAGCCUCGCAGAGCAUCGGACCUUUGCAGGGAUCAACGGUGCAGCGACUCCCCCCUGGAGGAGCCUGACCAGGGGACGCUCAAAGACCCAGGGUCAGAAAAGAUCCAGAUCUCUUUGAGCCGAUCAUGCCUACCCAAGCCAAAGAUUCCCUGAGGAGCUAAAUCCAACAAUCAAAACCUAAAACUGGAAUCAAUCUGACAUCGGUAUUCAUCCCCUUCUUCCCCUCACCCUGGUCACAGUGAGAUUGUUUUACCUUUUGAGUGUCAAAGAACAUACACUGAUCGAGCCGAUCAACCCAUGUGGACCAUUCAGGGGCUGCGUGUGUCGGUGGCUUUGGUACUGCGACUCCUGUACAGUACCAUUUCUAAAUUAGCUUUCACAUCUCCAGCCUGACCGAUCGAUUGAAAUGUAGUUUGUUGCAGGAUUGUACCUUCACAACAAUCCUCAAUCCUAAAUGGCAGUUUUCAGGAAGAAGAAAUGUCCAGUUUACUAGUUUUGCACAUGCUCAUGAAUGCUGCUUAUGCAAAAAAAAGAGUAUUAUCAUUCAGAGAGAUUCAGCCUUUUGUUUUCUUUUUGUAAAACCCGCUGGCUGUUACCACAUUUUAAAGUCUAAGUUCACUUGUCCACACACAGCUGUGCCCUCUGACACACAGGGGUGUUCAGUUUCUAAGCACUGAGGUGACAUGAACGUGACCUUUGCCGUGUAAUGGAAGGCCCAGGGGAAUAUGGAGGCAAAAACAAAAAGCGAGAAAGAAAGAAGAGAAAGGACAAAAAUACAACAACAGUGGAAGUGAAAUAGGCACCAGAGACUGAAAAGCAAAUUUGUUAAAUCAAGCUGUCACUACAAAAAUGAAAAUGUGUUUGUGCAAAUAUGUGUGAGAGAUGAGAAAGCGAGGAAAAGGGAAAGUGGAGAGCAGAUCGACACUGUAGGUGCAUAUUUGUUUCUGUUCAGCCGAACCUCACCUCCUCGGUACAACUCUAAACCUUGCAACUCAGAUGGAAACCUGGUCCUAUAAAAAAACAAAACAAUAUCACCGGUGGCGGAGAUAUAAUGAGGACAGAAAGUACACGAGUGAGGAGCUGGCUUUCAUAAUGUAGAAAAGAGCAGGUAAUGAAGCACUCACACACUUAAAGUUAGCUCAGGUACAAAUAGGCUCACUCACACUCUGCCAACACACACAAUGUGUUCAUACUCCAAAGUGUGUUAUUUUACUUUGUGCAUUUUUCGAUAUAGAACACAGUGAGGAGUAACAGGAAGCUUGAUGAAAGAGCAGGCAGCGUGCAAACAGGCUCAUAUAUCUUCCUCGCUAUUUAAGUGCUUUAGUGGACAAUCACAACAGGAAAGAAAAUCUGCGGGUGAUGUGAGGAAACUUAAAUUUGUUUGGAAAGUGCUGAGAACUUUUAAAGUUGGUUACAUCCGCUGCCUCGUUUUAAGACAUCACGAUUUGAUGCAACAAAAAAAAAAAGAAAUAGUCAAAAAUCAGGUGGAAAAAUGACUUAAUUGAUGGUUUAUGAGAAAAAAUAUUUUUGAGUCAAUUAAAUAACUCUUUGAACUUCUGAUCUAAUCAUUAGAUGUGUGAAGCUGCUGCCUGGUGUGUGUAUGCGUGUGUAUGCGUUUGUGUGCGUGUGUGUGUGUGUGUGUCUGAGCUGUUUCCCCUCCUUCCCCUGUCUCUCUUCUCCUCUCGCUCUCCUGCACAUCUCUUUGGGAACAUCAAACGUAUUAGUGGGUUAUUUUUAGGUAGGGAGCCUUCGGGGCUUUACAGGUGUUUCUCUGGGAGUUUUGUAGAAUCGAGUUUAUCUCUCCUUUGCGGAGCCCUUUUUGCAGUCAAACGCUCCCGAAAUGUCCCCUAUCGGAGAGCAGCAGUGUGUUAAAAAGGCCUUCUGACAGCAACUCUGCUCUCUUCUCUGUCACGCCGCGUGACCGCUUGGUGUACGCCUCUGGCACUGUCCGGUCUACUGCGUCCGAUAAUGCACCCUACAUAGACAGAGUGAGACAGAGAGAGAGAGAGAGGGAAACACACACGCAUACACAUCGAACAGGAAGUCUGGCAAAACUCAAAGAGACACAAACUCAGUAGGAGCACACACAUCAGUUCACCCCCCCACACACACACACACACUUUGGAUGCUACACCAAAGUGUGUUAGUGUUGUUUUGGUUGCGCUCACAAAAUGAGCUCUCCGAGUCCACAUUGAUCCAUUUCUCUGCUGUGGCCCCCCAAAAAAAUGUCUGUCUCUAGAUUACCCUGGAAAUGGGUAGAGGCUUUUGUGUGAGAGUGUUUGUGAGUGUGCCUGUUUGUUUCCGAGUGUGGAUCCAUGCGGCUGAUAAAACAUGUUUACCUGUUGUGUGGCUCAACAUUGUGCCAAAGCAUUCAGGCAGUCCACACUGCUCUGUGAAGCCAAAAGAGAAAAGAAAAAAAACAAGCCCCUCAUUUAUUUUAAUGAAACGGAUGCGGAGACAGAAAGAUACAUACAGAGGAUUAGGAAGAAGAUGCACAGCGGGAGACAAUAAGACGGAGCGGCAGGAAAGAGACUAGAUUAAGAGAUGCCGUGAUAAAACUAGUGAGGGCUAUGAUCAAGAUGAACAGGUUCUGGCAGUCGUUGUGACUGUUUGUCUAUAAAAUCUUGUGAAUGUGUGUAGAAGGGGGGGAUGGAAUGGAAUACAUAGCAUAGUUUGUUUGUGUGCACUGUUGUCCAGAGAAUAGACCAAUCGCCUCAGCUGUGUCACUCACUGCUUAGUAAUGCCAAACAGGAAAUCAAUGUUGCCUGCUGUGUGUUUAUCUGUGUGUGUGUGCAUGUGUGGUGUGUCUCCAGACACCACUGGCUGCCAGUGUUUAAUUAUUGUGUGUGUGUGUGUGUGUGUGUGUGUG